This is a messenger RNA of Leguminivora glycinivorella, 1178 nucleotides long. RefSeq names its product serine/arginine-rich splicing factor 4-like. The coding region runs from base 255 to 1178 and encodes 307 amino acids. Lineage: Eukaryota; Metazoa; Arthropoda; Insecta; Lepidoptera; Tortricidae. The transcript is spliced from 3 exons. The record is from RefSeq and is a predicted model, not a curated record.
AUAACAAUUUAAUUUAAUUAAUAGUAAGUGUAAUGAUUGAAACAGGUCUGUAGUCGAUAACGUCGACCAAUGACAGCACCGCCGGAUCACCGGCGAUGCUCUCAUUGGCUGACAAGGAGGACGCUUGGCUGGCGAAGGUUGAGCGUGGGCGCACUUCAGUAAUGGCGAACAGACAGGCUUGUUUUAACCAUAGAACACUAACGAUAAUAAUAUUGAAUACUAAUAAUCUGAAAAACUAGUACUUAACGGUCACUAUGGACACUGGGUCUCAUGGUCGAGUACUCUACACUCCCACGAGCCGUACACGUUCGACCCACCAACGGUCGCGCAGUAGAGACAGGCGGCGGACGAGCAGCCGGGCACCACGGCGGUCGCGCAGCCGUACUAGUAGGCGCUCGCGGGGUCGUGUCAGUCGCUGCUCUCCGGACGAAGACCAACCUCAGCGGGGCCAGAGACAGAGCCGCCGCCCUAGCAGUCAACGGUCGCGCACCCGUCGGAUGCAGAGCCACGCGCGCGGCAGUGCAGACAACGGCGCUCAGCGGGCCCAUGCGAGCAGCAACCGGGACAACCACACUCAGCGGGGUCAUGCGAGCAGCAACCGGGACAACGGCACUCAGCGGGGCCAUGCGAGCAGCAACCGGAAUGACUGCGCUCAGCGGGGCCGUGUGAGCAUCGACCGGGACAGCGGCGCUUGGCGAGGCCAUGUCAGCAACAACCGGGACAACGUCGCACAGCGGGGCCGCGUGCGCAGUGGCAAUGGCUGGGUCACCGGCGCUCGCCAGAGUAGCGGAGACGGCAACCUGCACAUCGCUCUGAUGUCGUCGAGUCACCGCUCGCGAAGCCGGACAAGGCGGUCGCAGAGCCGGCGCAGCCACCGAUCGCGCCGCUUGACACCCCGGCGAAGCAACUCUAGCGAGCAGGGGACAAGUAACCGCAACGAGCAACGAGCACAGAAUACGGGUGAGGUGUUUACUGACAAUUCCAUCGCUGAGUUAGUAUCUGCCUUAAAGUCAUUUAAGGUCCCUAAUGACGGCUUAGGCAAACUCUCCUUAAAUAAUACCGUACCUGAAUUCGAUCCAUGUAAAAAAGAACAGACUAUGACGAUGUGGCUACAUAAGCCUCAGGGUACUAUCAAGUUCCUAUACGGGAAGAGGACAGGCAUAAGACUGGAUUCGUAA